Molecule: messenger RNA, 816 nt
Organism: Diaporthe amygdali
Lineage: Eukaryota; Fungi; Ascomycota; Sordariomycetes; Diaporthales; Diaporthaceae
Exons: 3
Coding region: 1-816 (271 amino acids)
Source: RefSeq, a predicted model, not a curated record
AUGCAUUCCAAGAUCAUCAUUGCCGCCUUCUUGGCUUCCAUUGCGAGCAGUAGCCCGGUGUCCGUCACUCGGUCCGAGUCGACCCUCCCCUUCACUGGCAAUGUCGCCCUGCCCGAGGAGUACAACAGCACUCUCUGGGUCCCUGGCACUGUCCUCAAGGCUCACCAAGUCCUGCUUUUCGGCGAGAACCGCGCCGAGGUCGUUGACCAGGAUGUCUGGACGAACCUCAUUGAGCCUCAAUUGAACCAGCUUCACGCGGUCGAUGAGACUGCCGGACAAGUGAUCUCGACCCGGGAGGAGCACUGGGACGAGAAGCGAGAGUGCCAGGAGAUCACGUCUGCCGUCACGGACAAGACUGAGAACUUUGUGGACUGGGACGUGCAGAUGUCUCCAGUUAUUCACGGUGUUGGAGCGCGUACUGUGGUCACCGUCACUCAAGGCUACAGCGUCACUAACGGUCUUACUGUCGGCGGCGGUCUCGACUACACCUUCACCAAGGACAUCCUGAAGGGUGCCCUCAAGAUCGACUACUCGCACUCCUGGACAACUACCUACCAAGCUGCCAUGGCGUACGAGGUCACUGAGGGAUAUUCCGGCACUGUUGUCACGAAGCCCACCGUCACCCGGAGGACCGGCCGCAUCCUCAAGGGUUGCAUUGGCAGACAGACUUCUCAGGGCACCUUCUCGGCAACUUCCCACGAGGAAGGCCAGCGUGGCGGUCUGACUUGGGUCCAGGGUAACAUCAGUCUGUGCCAGAAGCAGAUUGCUGAUGGUGCUCCCCUUUCUCGUUGCAACGGCGGCGGCAACUUCAUCUAG